UAUUUUCUCUUUCUAAAUUUUAGAGAAAGACUAUCUUCAUUUUCUCUUUCUUUUACCUGGUUUUUUGAAAUUAAGCAAAAAGAAAAGGUGUAUUUCCAAUUACCUAAAGUGUUAUUCCCAAAUCUCUGGACUUGAUUAGAAUCACCGGCUUUCUGUCAAUCAAAUCUUUGAUAAACACCAUAGACCAUAAUGACUACUCCUGAAUUACAUGCCAAUACCUCAGUAGGAAAAGGCAAGCGCAAAACCAAAGGAGUCAAACUUGCUCUUCAAACGUUCCUAAACGAUCAGGCUGAAGCACCUUCCGGUUAUGCUGUUGCUAAACCUUUAAAUUGGGCUGAUGAUGAGGAUGACGAAGAUGAGGAAAAAUAUUAUGAUAAUAAAUCUUCUUCAAAUAAAGUGAUUCUACCUACCGUUCCUAAAUCAAUUCGAACUCCAGAUUUUGAUGUAUCCAAAGUACCCGAUAGACCACCUUACAAAGCUUAUCUUGGUAAUCUACCAUAUGAUGUUACCGAAGAGGAAAUAAUGAGAUUUUUUAAAAAACUUGCGAUAACCAAUGUUACAUUGAUUAGAGAUGGUGAUCGUGGUAAGAUCAAAGGGGUAGGAUUUGCCGAAUUCGAAGAUAAAGAGAGUCUUAUUGAAGCUCUUCAACAAAAUGGCGACUCUCUAAAGAAUCGUUACAUUCGAGUCUCUCUAUCUGAAGAUAAUGAUAGGCCGUCAAGAGGUGGUUUUGGAAGAGAUCGUAAUGACGAUCGUGAAGAUAGAACAGCUGGAGAUUGGAGAUCUGGUGCUCGAGAACGUGAUCAACCCUUAUUGUCUCGAAAUGGUAGUGAUUAUCAACAGCCUUAUGAGUCACAAACUUACAGAGGCAGAUUUAGUUAUGAUAGGAAUGAAAGACGUAGUGACGGAUGGAGUGAGCGAAGUUCAUUCCAAAGAGGUGAUAGAGAUUUCCGUGAUCGUGACAACAGAGAUUUCCGAGAUCGAGAUAAUCGAGAUUUCCGAGAUCGAGAUAACCGAGACUUUCGUGAUAAUAGAGAUCGAGACUUUGGUAGUGGACGUGGAGGUGGAGGUGGAUUCCGGGAUAGAGAUGGUUAUCGUGAAGAAAGAGGUGGCAGUAGUUUUGGUUAUGAUAAUAGGAGAGACCGAUACCGUGACAAUAAUCGUGACUAUCGUGAUAGGAGUGACAGAAGUGACAAGAACAGUGACAUGGGUGAUCGACCGUCCAGUCGAAAAUAUGAUUCUGGUUUUGAACCAAGAAGCUCUCGCCACUCACCAUCAGCUCUUUCCACAGAUUCAAAAAGUAAUGAUGACACACCAAAAGAAAGACCUAAAUUAAAGCUACAACCUCGUUCUAAACCAAUUGAAAGUGAAACUCAAGAAGUUUCAAACUCUGCGAUAUUUGGCGGUGCCAAACCAGUAGAUACCGCAGCUCGUGAACGAGAAAUCGAAGAGAAACUCGCCAAAGGCGAACCUAAAGGAGAAUCAGUAAGAGGCGAAUCCAAGGGCGAAUCCAAGGCAGAAACAAAAGGCGAAUCCAAAGGUGAAGCUAAAAUUGAAUCUAAAGGCGAACCAAAAGAAGAAUCCACUGAAGAAUCAAAAGGAGAACCUAAACUUAGCAGCAAAUAAUUCGAUUACAGUAAAAAUGCAUCAAUUUCUAAUUAUAUACACAUACACACACUCACAGAGAUUACGAGAGGAGAGAGAGAGAGAGAGAGAGAGAGAGAGAGAGAGUGAGAACAAGGGGUGAGUAUGAGAGAGUGAGAAAGAAAAAUAACCAACAGAUAAUGAAAAAUUGAACAACAUAAUUAAGCUAAAAACUUGUAAAUUAAAGACAAGUCUAAUUAUUUAGAACUUAAUCAACAUGUUGGAUAGGCAAAGAUAAAUUUCCUUUUUGGUGAAUUUGUAUUAAAACUAAAACCUUGCAGACCUUUUUAUUGUAACAGGAAGUUAAUAAAAAAAAACUCACAAUAACAUUACAAAUCUGACAAGAAUAUAAGAUUGAUUCUAAAAUGUAUCAAUGAAUUUAA
Molecule: messenger RNA, 2024 nt
Organism: Panonychus citri (citrus red mite)
Lineage: Eukaryota; Metazoa; Arthropoda; Arachnida; Trombidiformes; Tetranychidae
Gene: eIF4B
Product: eukaryotic translation initiation factor 4B-like
Exons: 5
Coding region: 190-1623 (477 amino acids)
Molecular function (GO): RNA binding
Source: RefSeq, a predicted model, not a curated record